CACACCUUUGCACCUUUGCACCUUCGCACCUUCACACCUUCACACCUUCACACUUUCAUACCACACCUUCCCACCUGGCACAGUCCGUCGCCCGACAGAGCUGCCGUUUCUCCUCGAUUUCAGCCGGCCAACUUACAGCAGUUUGCCCACGAGCCCGAAACUGGCUUUAUCUACUGCCUGGCCGAGCCGAGUCUGGUGCUCACGGCGCAUCGCAAGGCCGGUCGACAAGAGAAGCGUUUCGGCUCUCAGGGCGACUGGCAGCUGAUGCUUCAGAAGCGAGCUGCCGGGAGGCUGAGGCAGUCUUGGAUUUUGGACAGUAACGGGUGA
Molecule: messenger RNA, 327 nt
Organism: Protopolystoma xenopodis
Lineage: Eukaryota; Metazoa; Platyhelminthes; Monogenea; Polystomatidea; Polystomatidae
Source: the annotation of a GenBank genome assembly